AUGAGUGUCAGUGGCGAUGAAAAAGAAGUCCCAUAUAAUGAUGAGGCCCCCGCUCGCAGGAAAUCACCUGGAGGCCUAGCUGGCCUAACCGGAAUGCUAUCUAAGAAGAUGAAAUCAUCCAAAUCGAACAAAUCCCACAGUUCCUUUGACAGUGAAGACUCCUCGGUUCCACCUCCUCCCAAGUCCGGAUAUCAUGCACCUUCUGAAGGAGCUAAAUCCGACGAGAGCUCCUCUGAAGAUGACUCUGUCCCAGAUGGACGACAAGGAUACUACCAACCUACCCCAAAAACACCUAAAGAGAAAAAAGAAUGGCUUCCGAAGUUUGGCAAGAAAUCGAGAAGUGUAAACAUGGCAGGGGAUAUUGAGGGUGCUGAUGACAAAGAUACACCGAGUGAAGCUUUCUCUGAGUCAACGCCGGUGCCCCCCACCGAGUGGAUGAACGAAAAAGUGGCAAUGGUACUGGCCAUUGUGGUAUUGAUUAUGUUUGCUGUGCUGAUUGCUGUUGUGGCCUUGGCCAUAGAGGAUUCCCUUGAGCCUCCCACAUCGGCACCCACAAUUCCCCGCUCGAUUGCUCCUACAUUCAUGCCUUCUCGAAUGCCAUCAGUAGCACCCACGGUAACACAGAGGGAUCCAAUUCCAUCGUAUGCAUCUUACUUUGGUGACUUUCGAAGUUCAGUACAGAGCAACCGCCGACAAGGCUACCUAUCGAGUCUGGAUGACGAUUCGCCACAAGUUCAGGCAUAUAAUUGGGUCACUCGAAGCGGUUCCAAUUGUUGCUCGUUUCCACAAUUAUCUCCGUUAUUCUUGUUUGAGCGCUACAUUGUGAUUACGAUACUCUUUGGAACGCAAGAUGGAUAUCCAUGGCCAGACAAUUGGAGAGAAGAAUGGAAAGAAAGUUCAGUGUGUGAUUGGAGAACACCUCUGGGGAUUGGGGUAUUUUGUGACAAUGGGGGUCUGAUUCGCGAAUUGAGUCUUCGAAACCUGUAUGUUGGCGAAGAAUUUCCACCGGAAAUUGGAUUGCUUUCGAAUUUGCAGAUUCUGAGUCUAGCAUCCUGGAAUGGUCAUGGUUUCACAAUUCCGAUGGAAGUCGGAAGACUGGAAAACUUGGAGUUCCUCAAGAUUUCAUCGACUCAAAAUCUACAAGGUACCCUCCCUAGCGAAGUGGGGAAACUCACCAAGCUGACAAUUCUUAGUCUCCGAGACAACCAUUUGGAUGGGACCCUACCAUCUGAAGUGGGAAAUUUGACCAUACUACGGACGUUACAAUUAGAUAACAACAGCUUUACAGGUACUAUACCCGACGAUAUUGGCCGAUUAGGGACCUUGCAAAAUCUAGUAUUGAGUAAUAAUGAAUUUGAUUCAAGCAUUCCAGCCGAGGUGAAUCAAUUGACGACGUUAGAAGAAUUGCGACUGGAUGAGAACAUGUUCUCGGGAACGAUUCCAAACAAUCUUUCCAGUUUGACGGGUCUGAGAUGGCUGAAUCUAGAAUCCAAUGUCGACGCGAAUGGAAAUAUCUUGUUAGAGGGAAACUUGAAUGCUUUGUGCGAUGCAGGCGGGGGUCAACUACAACUGCGCUUCAAGGCUGAUUGCAACAGCAACAAGAUAACCUGCUAUUGUUGCUUUUGCUUCGGGUGA
Messenger RNA from Cylindrotheca closterium, 1635 nucleotides. The record is from the annotation of a GenBank genome assembly. Lineage: Eukaryota; Bacillariophyta; Bacillariophyceae; Bacillariales; Bacillariaceae.